CUCGCCGUUCCUCAACCAGAACUCUUCAUCACUACACAACAUUUUCCCUCCUAAGGCAAGAACGACGAAUCCUCUCUGCACGCCAUUAGCCUUGACAGAAGAUCACAAUGCCGCAAUCAGAAGAUGGCUCUGAUGACCUACCUCUUCUCUAUAGCGAACUCUCCGAGAAAGACAAUGGGAUGAACUGCUGGAUCGCUGAUCUUCCACAACGACGUCGAAUGAUCAUUCUCGCAAGCUUGUUGUCCUUUUUCGCCACUACCUCCAUCAUGCUGGGCAUCCUCGCGGUAGCCCACCGGGUGCUUCUAAGCCAGCCGCUCCUCUGGGAAUAUUCCAUCGGGAGUCAAAGACCUGGCACGGUGUCGUGCGGAACAUCGACAGCAGAAGCAGUGUCUCGGGGCUGCAUGUUCGACGAGCUACAGAUGAGUUGGAUGCCGCAGAAGUGUACGCGUAGCUACCGCGACCAGUACAUGGUAGCCAAUGAUGGCGGUCCCUUUCUCUAUUGGAUCGAUAGGACAGGAAAGGAGUUACUCGAUGAUCCAUCGCUCCAUGCUGGCAACGGGAGUAUAUUCUGGACAUCAAGGAGGAAUCACAUCGUCCAUUGUCAAUACAAUCUCUAUCGCCUCGCCGAUGUCCUCAGAUCCGGCGAUUAUAUCGGUCACGAUGAUGGUCAGACACUUUCAGACCACAUGCACCAUUGUGUCAUGACUAUGGCGGAAUAUGCAUUGAAGGCACCUGCACAUCAGUUGGACGUCACUGAUAUAAUCACAGAAGCUGGAUUCGCUUACUGCUGAGGCUGUGAUUGUGGGAGGGUAAUCUUGAAUAGAACACUGCGAUAACAGUAGCUGUCGUUGCACAAUGAAACAUCAGACCAAGG
Aureobasidium subglaciale EXF-2481 is the source of this 874-nucleotide messenger RNA. RefSeq lists its product as uncharacterized. NCBI's taxonomy places the organism in Eukaryota, Fungi, Ascomycota, Dothideomycetes, Dothideales, Saccotheciaceae. The record is from RefSeq and is a predicted model, not a curated record. The transcript has a single exon. The coding region runs from base 108 to 791 and encodes 227 amino acids.